AUGCCAACUAUCAAAAUAAUAUGGAGUAUAAAAUAUCUUUCUAAUAUUUCGUGGUAUAAGGAUAUUUUGGAAGAACUAAAUUCUUAUGCAAAUGAUGAGCUCUUAACAAUCGAAGUUUAUAUUACUCGAGAUAAAAAUGAGGGACGUUCAAUGCACACUGUGGACAGAAAGAUUGACAAAGAAAACCAGGAGAAAGAGGUGGUAGAGUUGCUGGAGGGAAAAGUUGAAUCUAGUACUAUACAGCUCUCUACUUGCUCAAGCUCUUGCGCUAGAAGCCCCAGUGUUUUAUCCCCGUUUUUCGAUAUGACAAAUAUAGACGUAUACUUUGGUAGAGUCGACCUUUCGAUGGCCCUUGAGGACCAGUCCCGUAUAUAUGAAUCAGAAAGCCAACGCAAAUCCCUUGCUGUCAUAGGAUGUGGGUCUCGCUCAUUUGUUGAUUCUAUCAAGUAUAGCUGUCAGACAAAUCGAUGGAAAAAGAAUUCACCAGAUAUAUAUUGUACCACCGAAAGUUACUAA
This is a messenger RNA of Priceomyces carsonii, 516 nucleotides long. RefSeq lists its product as uncharacterized. Lineage: Eukaryota; Fungi; Ascomycota; Pichiomycetes; Serinales; Debaryomycetaceae. Gene Ontology annotation, molecular function: ferric-chelate reductase activity. Gene Ontology annotation, cellular component: plasma membrane. The record is from RefSeq and is a predicted model, not a curated record. Gene Ontology annotation, biological process: copper ion import; iron ion transport; intracellular iron ion homeostasis. The transcript has a single exon. Bases 1 to 516 code for a protein of 171 amino acids.